UGACCCAUUCGAUGGCACACGCCGGCAUUGGCUGAUAACGAUGGGGUCCGAUACGCCCUUCUCGCGUCAUUACUGGAAGACCCACGAUUUUGUAAUGUGGCAGAGCAGCUUUAUGGCGAGGAUGUCUUCGGUAUCGCCUCUGACAUCAACCGUUACGUCGGGGAUACGCGCUGGCAUCCCGACACAGGUAGCCUGGAUCAAUACGGCAUCAAGUUUGCCUACUAUCUGCAACCGGUGACUGCGGAGAGCGGCGCGUUGCGGUUGAUACCGGGUUCGCACGAGCCAUCUUUUCACGGAGAACUACGGCAAAAGAUGAAUGAGUUGGAACUCGAAAUCCCUGAUGUCCCCGCCUACAUCUUUGAAUCGGAGCCGGGGGACGUGGUGCUUUCGACGUACGAUGCUGGCAUGCGAGUUGGGGUGGUGCGGUUGAUCGUCGGAUAUAGACAGAUGCACGCUAUUUGUAUUCAUGAGCACGGUGGACCAGAGGCACUCCGUUACGAAGAGGUUGCCAUCAGUGAGCCCGGUGCGGGUGAAGCACGGGUACGCAUUGAAGCAGCGGGAUUGAACUAUAUCGACGUUUACCACCGCACGGGACUCUAUCCGAGUACCAACAUACCCUUCACGCCGGGAAUGGAAGGUGCGGGUGUGGUCGAGGCAGUUGGGUCCGGCGUUACUGAGGUCAAUGUGGGAGAUCGCGUCGCCUAUGCGAUGCACCAAGGUUCCUACACCGAGGUGGCAAUCGUGCCGUCUGGGCUGCUUGUCCCUUUACCCGAUUCGAUUGAUACACAGUCGGCAGCAGCGGCGAUGCUACAAGGUAUGACAGCCCAUUAUCUGACCCGCAGCACCUACCCACUCAGUACAGGCGACACAGCACUGAUUCAUGCAGCCGCCGGUGGAGUCGGCUGGUUGCUCAUUCAGAUGGCGAAAACGUUGGGAGCGCGUGUAUUGGGCACAGUGUCCACACCGGAGAAAGCGGAACUUGCUAAGGGCGCUGGAGCUGAUGAAGUAAUCCUCUAUACACAGACCGACUUUGAAGCCGAAGUUAAACGCUUAACCGAUGGGGGUGGGGUUGAUGUGGUCUACGAUUCAGUCGCCAAGACCACCUUUGAUAAGAGUCUCAACUGUCUUCGCCCCCGCGGUUAUCUAGUGCACUGUUGGCAGUCGAGCGCGUGCCGCCACGUGCUCUGA
Geodia barretti is the source of this 1188-nucleotide messenger RNA. NCBI's taxonomy places the organism in Eukaryota, Metazoa, Porifera, Demospongiae, Tetractinellida, Geodiidae. The record is from the annotation of a GenBank genome assembly.